GGUGAAAGGAGGAGUCUCCCAGCUCUGUAUUUAAACAGGUCAGGUAUUCAACUAACACCUGUCAGCUACAGCAGAGUCCUGCUUCCCUCUACAACAGGAAAGCCUGGUCCAUCCUGCUCACAGUCCGCUAAGUCUACUGUCCAACAGCUGCUGCUGCUGCUGAUGAUGAUGAUGCCUGCUCUGUCCUCUGCAGCCCUGCUGCUGCUGCUGCUGCUUCCUGGGACCCUGACUGAGUCCCAUCCUCCAGUUUCUAUUAGUGUGGUGGUGGAGUCACCAAACACCAAACCAGUGACUUACACCACUCAUGUGGUUUUCAGAGGGAUCCUGCUGGGUGCACUGAAAAGACUCAUGAACUCCAAUGCAAACUUUAAGUUCACCUACACAGAAGAUCCAAACUAUGGUCCAUACCUGGAGAGUGUGAAUGGUGUGGCUGGAAGUGCUGAAGACCACACAUACUGGGAGCUCUUGGUGGAGACUCCAGAUGACAAAACCAUAAGACCUGAUGUUGGUAUUGGGUGUUACAUUCCCAGCGCAAAUGACAAAAUCAUUCUGAGGUUUUCAAAGUACAACAACCAAUGUACAACAUGAGAUCAGAGCCA
This is a messenger RNA of Lates calcarifer (barramundi perch), 599 nucleotides long. RefSeq names its product transcobalamin-1-like. Gene Ontology annotation, biological process: cobalamin transport. The transcript has 5 exons. Gene Ontology annotation, molecular function: cobalamin binding. The coding region runs from base 163 to 588 and encodes 141 amino acids. NCBI's taxonomy places the organism in Eukaryota, Metazoa, Chordata, Actinopteri, Centropomidae. The record is from RefSeq and is a predicted model, not a curated record.